ACACUGUGAGCAAACACCGAGAGCUGAGGGAAACCAUCUGAUUAGAGCAGCUCCCCUCAGGGGCACGGUAGGCCCACACCUUCCAGAGGAGGUGGCAGCUGGUCCUGAGGCUGCGGUCAGAGUGCCUUAGGGCUAAAGCCAUGUCCACCACCACGUGCCAAGUGGUGGGCUUCCUCCUGUCCAUCCUGGGCCUGACCGGCUGCAUUGCUUCCACGGUGAUGGACAUGUGGAGCACCCAGGACCUGUAUGACAAUCCCGUCACCGCCGUGUUCCAGUAUGAAGGGCUUUGGCGGAGCUGCGUGAGACAGAGCUCAGGGUUCACGGAGUGCCGACCCUAUUUCACCAUCCUGGGCCUUCCAGCCAUGCUGCAGGCAGUGCGAGCCCUGAUGGUCGUGGGGAUUGUCCUGGGUGCCAUUGGCGUCCUGGUGUCCAUCUUCGCCCUGAAGUGUAUCCGCAUUGGUAGCAUGGAGGACUCCGCCAAGGCCAAAAUGACACUGACCUCCGGGAUCAUGUUCAUUAUUGCAGGUCUUUGUGCCAUCGCCGGAGUGUCUGUGUUUGCCAACAUGCUGGUUACUAACUUCUGGAUGUCUACAGCCGGCAUGUACACCGGCCUGGGUGGGAUGGUGCAGACCGUUCAAACCAGGUACACCUUCGGUUCGGCUCUGUUCGUGGGCUGGGUAGCUGGAGGCCUCACGCUAAUUGGGGGUGUGAUGAUGUGCAUCGCCUGCCGGGGCCUGGUGCCUGAGGAAACCAACUACAAAGCCGUGUCUUAUCAUGCCUCGGGCCACAAUGUGGCCUACAAGUCCGGAGGCUUCAAGGCUAGCACUGGCUUUGGGCCCAACACCAAAAACAAGAGGAUAUAUGAUGGGGGUGCCCACACAGAGGACGAAGUACAAUCUCAUCCUUCCAAGUACGACUACGUGUAGUGCUCCAAGACACCUUGGCAUGGACAGAAGAAACCCCCCAUGAGAGCUCACCCCCCAAACAAGGACAUUUUACCUUGAUUCCUGAUUGCUUGUGACUCACAGCUGGAAGUUAGGAGAGCCUUGAUUUCACCUGCGGUGAGGCCACAUGGUCUUAGCCUCAUGUCUCUGUCUCUCGAUGUUCCAUCACAAAACAGUUAUCAGAUAUAAACUAGAGGCAACAGCUCACAUUUCCAAUUCUCUAUUUCUUUUUUUAAUAUAACCUCCCUAACCUAAUGAUAAAAUGUGGUUUGAAUUCCUAUCAGACACUUGGAUGAUUUAAUCAGACUCUCCCUCCUCCUUUAGCCAACAGCCCAAUGAUGAUCUAUUUCUCAACUCAUCCCCUAGAACAAUUCUGAAAAGAAAAAAACAGAGUCAGUCAAAAGACAUCAUUUUCUGCUAUUAGAUUGUUGCCACCUCCCCCCCAACUUGGCUACUAAUAAACACUAAUUGAAGAUGAGGUAAGAGGAGAAAGAUAUUUGUGAUAUCUCCGGCUCAUUAUCUGAGUUUUCUUACACUGUGAUCUUAAACGUUACUGGGACCAAAGUGACUUCAGUUUGAGGAAACCAAGCCUUUCCAUUUCUUUUGGCAUCUGCUAAUUCCUCUCCCAGGAGUUUCCUGAGCUCUCCACUGCAGGUCUUCUUUCUGUCAGAGGCCAGAAAGUGUCCCAAGAGGAAUGAGAAGAGGAUUUUUUUUUCUUUUCAUAAUCUAAAUAUAUUUGGUAUACUAUAGUUAGAAUAAAUAAUGUAUCAGUAAAAUGAUGCACUGUCUCUGUGAAUUAGCCUCACUCCCACACAUGGAUAGAAGAAAAUGAAAAAAAUAAUUGCUUUGAUGUUGUCUAUAUUGUACUUUGUAAAAAUCACAUUUAAGUCCAAAUUUCAUAAAAUGCUUACUGAUCCUAAUUUCCUUUGAGUUCUCCAUGACUCUGAUUACAGUGAUAGUGUCAGUGUAACCCAUGUAAAAACCAAAUAAUGGAAUACAGCAGGUCCUAGGAAAUGAGUUGAAACUAGUUCUUUCAAAACAUAAAAAAAAUGAUGAGCCUGAAUUUAAUGUUACAUUGCCAAGUGCCACAUGUCCACACUUUCAUGGCUAUAGGCCACUGUCAGUUUACAGUAGACCUACUUGGCACUUUGGUCAGCUUUGUUACUUUGGGAGAUGUUCUCUUCAAUAAAUUCACCUAGAGUAGUUGGACUAUUGAAUGUUCAAGAACUGAAAGCUCUUUGCAGCCACACACCUUCCCUACGUUUAUUACUGCUACAGAAAGCCUAAACUCCUUCCAAGCCACCAGAAUUCUAUCCCAGCACUAGAGCCAGAAUAGGCCCCCUGGGAAACUAAAGUAAGGGCAGUGUCUCUAAACUACCUAUUCAGGGAGCAGCAUUGAAAGGGGGAAUUUGGCCACUGGCUUAUUAUUUGAGGAAAAAAGUUCUCACACCAAUAGUGCAUUUGAAAGUGACCUCCAAGGAGAUGGGUAAUAUUCAUAGGGGUCUUUAGGCUGGACAAACUAUAUCUGGGGAAAGAUCAUGGCUCAUUAAACAGAAAAGAAGUGUGUUCACCAAGAGUCAAAAUAGAACCUUCUCACUGAGACAGCAAUUGGUUUUAGGCCAAGGCAAAUAGAGUACUCACGGGACACAUUGUCUGAGAUGGGAUGAAGGAUGAAUAAUUAAAGAAAACAGGGGUUUGAAUGGAGGAAGUUCAGCAAUCUAGGGCAUGGAGAUUGUUAAAGAGUCUCAGGAUUUGAAUUCAAGGCCAUGGGGCACAAUGAGCUCUCUCUCCUAUCACCAAAAAGGCCCUGGUCAGGUCUGAAGUACUGAGUUGUGUCCCAGCUAGGUUUUUAAUGAACACAUUCUCUAUCCAACACUUAAUUGUUUGAAAGUCCCCAUGUAGUUAGAUUGUGCUUUGUAAUUUUUUUGUUGCUCUCUUUUAUUGUAUAUGCAUUGAAUAUUGACUUGCAUAUUUUGUUACUUAAAUAUUAAAAACACUGUUAUCUCACA
This is a messenger RNA of Hipposideros armiger (great roundleaf bat), 2953 nucleotides long. RefSeq names its product claudin 18 (gene CLDN18). The transcript is spliced from 5 exons. Lineage: Eukaryota; Metazoa; Chordata; Mammalia; Chiroptera; Hipposideridae. Gene Ontology annotation, molecular function: structural molecule activity. Bases 141 to 926 code for a protein of 261 amino acids. Gene Ontology annotation, cellular component: bicellular tight junction; membrane. The record is from RefSeq and is a predicted model, not a curated record.